AUGGCGCCUGCCCUGUCCGCUUCCAACUUCUCGUUGCCACUGCCGUCGUGGUUACAGCCGCCUAGUUCUCGUGUCGCCCACUAUGAUCGAAAGCGCAAGAAGACUGAAGAUUGGACCGAUGAUGAGGGGGACACGACAGAUGCUGCGUCGGUAACGGACUCGGCUCCUCCGGAUCCGCCUCUGAUCCUGACGCCGAACGAGUCCCAUCAAUAUCGAAUCGCCGGUCUCUCCUUCAACCAGGAAUUGCCGAGUGGUAAUUUUCCCCAUGGACCUGGGUACGACAAGGACGAGGUGACCAUCAGAGGCAAUAUGCCGGGUCAGCUCCUCAGAAGUCUGCCUUAUUUAGAUAUCCCUAUCUAUCCUCCUCAGUCCGCAGCAUACCAAGGCAGCAUUCGCCUGCAGCAUCUCUCUGUAUUGACUGCCAUCUUACACCGUUCUUUGCUCCAAGGGGACUAUACUCGAGCCGGGAGAGCAUGGGGGCUCUUAUUACGUGACGAGUUCAGAGGAAUGCCCAUGGAUGUGCGCAGCGAAGGCAGAUGGGGAAUUGGCGCUGAGAUUUUGCUGCGCCGAGGUCCGCCAGAAGCUUCGGGGGAUGAUCAUCACUCGUCGCUCAACGAUCUCAGUAAGCGCAGUACUACGUCGCCAUUUUCCAAAAAGGGAUUUGCGGAAGCGAAAGAGUAUUACGAAAGGCUGAUUUUGAACCACCCUUUUUCGAAAACACACCCAAACUCUAUCUCGGCUUUGCAUUUCUAUCCUGCAAUGUUUGGGUUAUGGGUUUAUGUUACGCAGGAAGAGAGCAAAAUAGCAAGGAAGAACUUGCUCGACCGUGAAGAGUCCUCUGAGGAGCUUUCGGACGAGGAAGACUCUUCAAUGGAUUUUGAACGCCGGGAGGCGGCCAAGAGACACGCUCUUACUGCGACAGUCCGCGCGCAGGAACUAGACCAAGCACAGCAAAUUGCCACACGCAUGGACAUGCUCCUCGGAUCGCCUCCUUACGCCGACUCUCCGCAGUUACUGGAACUUCGAGGCAUGGUGUCUCUUUGGAUUGGUGACUUGAUUAUCUCUUCCUUGCCAACACCCGUCGAGGACCUCGAUUAUGAGAAUAGUCCUGAUACAAUGGCGAUCGACAGUACGCCUGGUUCCCUGGAGACAAGGCGUGCACAAAGACUUGCGAUGGAACAAAAGCAAGCGGAGGUGGACAAGUCCAAGGAGUUUUUAGAGAAGGCGAAGGAACGUGGAAGGAGUGUUGCGUACAAUCUGGAGCAUUUCCAUAUUCACGAUUCCUCUCCAUCUAUGGACUUGAUGGAUGAUGCGUAA
This is a messenger RNA of Penicillium cinerascens, 1317 nucleotides long. RefSeq lists its product as uncharacterized. The record is from RefSeq and is a predicted model, not a curated record. The transcript has a single exon. Gene Ontology annotation, cellular component: RNA polymerase I core factor complex. Gene Ontology annotation, biological process: transcription initiation at RNA polymerase I promoter; nucleolar large rRNA transcription by RNA polymerase I. NCBI's taxonomy places the organism in Eukaryota, Fungi, Ascomycota, Eurotiomycetes, Eurotiales, Aspergillaceae. Bases 1 to 1317 code for a protein of 438 amino acids. Gene Ontology annotation, molecular function: TBP-class protein binding; RNA polymerase I general transcription initiation factor activity; RNA polymerase I core promoter sequence-specific DNA binding.